AUGUCCACUACCGAAGGCACCGAGAAGCCCGUUGAGGAGGUCAAGCCCGCCACCGAGGAGACCCCCAAGGAGGCUGGCGAGGCCGACAAGCCUGUCACCACAUCUGCGGUCUUCUCCAUGUUCGGCGGUGGCGCGAAGAAGGAGAAGAAGGAGGACGAGGACCGUGGCGACAACUCUGGCAGCGCCAAGGCCCAGCGCGAUGCUGCUGCCGCUGCUGCCGCCGAUAAGGAGGGUGACGAGAAGGAGGAGGAUGCUCCCGAGUCUGAGGAUGUCCACUUCGAGCCCGUCAUCCGCCUGACGGAGCAGGUCGCCACCGUCACCAACGAGGAGUCCGAGGAGCAGCUCUUCAAGAUGCGCGCCAAGCUCUUCAAGUUCGUCAAGGAGUCCAGCGAGUGGAAGGAGCGGGGCACUGGCGAUGUUCGCCUGCUGAAGCACAAGGAGAACGGCAAGACCCGCCUCGUCAUGCGCCGAGACAAGACCCUCAAGGUUUGCGCCAACCACUACAUCGUUCCCGAGAUGAAGCUCUCCCCCAACGUUGGCUCUGACCGCAGUUGGGUGUGGAACGCUGCUGCCGAUGUUAGCGAGGGUGAGCCCGAGGCCGUCACCCUGGCCAUCCGCUUUGCCAAUUCCGAUAAUGCCAAUGCCUUCAAGGACGCCUUCAUCCAGGCCCAGAAGGAAAACGAGGCUCUGUUCUCCAAGGCGGCCGAGGGCGCGGCCGAGGAGACCAAGGCUGAGGAGGAGAAGAAGGAGGAGACCUCUUGA
Molecule: messenger RNA, 762 nt
Organism: Thyridium curvatum
Lineage: Eukaryota; Fungi; Ascomycota; Sordariomycetes; Thyridiales; Thyridiaceae
Exons: 5
Coding region: 1-762 (253 amino acids)
Biological process (GO): nucleocytoplasmic transport
Cellular component (GO): cytoplasm; nuclear pore
Molecular function (GO): GTPase activator activity
Source: RefSeq, a predicted model, not a curated record